UUGGGCAACACGCUCGCGAUCGCGUAGAAGUUUCCCCCGCCCCACGACCAAGAAUCCCGAUCCGCGCUCGCAUAUUAUUUUUUUUUUGGAUACCACCAGUCCAAUCUUUUUUUUUUGGCUGUGCAAUCGGUGUGAAAAGUGAAGAAGAAACUAUCGAGAAUUGAAAGCCCCAUGAUGGCAAGCAAUACGGUUAUAUUUAUGGGCCUAUGCCUGAUCUAUAUGGCCACUUGGGAUCUGCGAAUCUCCGCCCAGGAUAGCAACAAUGUCCUCUUCGAGACCAUUAACUUCCUGAGACGCGGCCAGGCCGACGUGGAGCUGGAAAACUAUGACAACAACCUGGUUCUGGACAGCGAGUACGAUUUCAUAGUGGUUGGAGCCGGAACUGCGGGUUGUGCCCUGGCCGCCCGCCUCUCGGAGAAUCCCCUGUGGCGCGUUCUGCUCCUGGAAGCAGGCGGUCCCGAGAGACUCGUCAUGGAUGUGCCCAUAGUGGCGCACUUCCUGCAGCUGGGCGAGAUGAACUGGAAGUACCGGACCCAGCCCUCGGAUCACGCCUGCCUGGCCAUGAACAACAAUCGCUGCAAUUGGCCGCGUGGCAAGGUGAUGGGUGGCAGCUCGGUUCUCAACUACAUGAUGUACACCAGGGGCAAUCGCAGGGAUUACGAUCGCUGGGAGGCCCUGGGCAAUCCCGGCUGGAGCUUUAAGGAUGUCCUCCCAUACUUCAAGAAGUACGAGGGCAGCAGUGUGCCCGAUGCUGAGGAGGAUUACGUGGGCCGCAAUGGGCCGGUAAAGGUCAGCUAUGUGAACUGGCGCUCCAAGAUCGCCGAGGCCUUCGUGGAGGCCUCCCAGCAGGACGGCUUGAAGUACAGGGACUACAAUGGUCGCAUUCAGAACGGCGUGGCCUUCCUGCACACCACCACCCGCAACUCCACCCGCUGGAGCUCCAAUCGGGCCUAUCUCUAUCCGCUGAAGGGAAAGCGCAGCAAUCUGCAUGUGAAGAAGAACGCCCUGGUGACCAAGGUGCUCAUUGAUCCGCAAACGAAAACGGCCUAUGGCAUUAUGGUCCAGACCGAAGGACGCAUGCAAAAGAUCCUGGCCAAAAGGGAGGUGAUCGUCUCCGCUGGAGCCAUUAAUACACCCCAACUACUGAUGCUCUCGGGCGUGGGACCAGCCAAACAUCUCCGGGAGGUGGGCAUCAAGCCUGUGGCCGAUCUGGCCGUGGGCUAUAACCUACAGGAUCAUACGGCGCCGGCGGUCACCUUCACCACCAAUGCCACCUCGCUGAAGUUCGAGGACUUCUCCGAUCCCACGCUCAUCAACCGAUUCAAUAGGAUGGAGGGACCUUAUGGCUCGCCCGGUGGCUGUGAGGCCAUCGCCUUCUGGGAUCUGGAUCAUGAGAGGGACGAGGAUGGCUGGCCCGACAUUGAGCUCUUCCUGGUGGGCGGCUCCAUGUCCUCCAAUCCGGCCAUCUCGCGUGCCUUCGGCCUCAAGAAGUCCAUCUACGACUCACUCUUCGCCGAGAUCGAGGACAAGUCGCUGAACGCCUUCAUGAUCUUCCCCAUGAUUCUGCGACCCAAGAGUCGCGGUCGCAUCAUGCUGAAGAGCAGUGAUCCCUUCAAGUAUCCCCUGAUCCAUGCCAACUACUUUGCCCAUCCAUACGAUGUGGACAUCUCGGUGAGGGGUCUGCUGAAGGCCAUCAGUCUGAUGAACCAACGGGGCAUGCAGACUAUCAAUGCCCGGCUGUGGGAGAAGAAGAUCCCCACCUGCAAGCAGCAUCCCUACAAGAGCUGGGCCUACUGGGCCUGCUAUGUGAGGCACUUCACCUUCACCAUCUACCAUUAUUCGGGUACCGCCAAGAUGGGUCCCAAAUCCGACCGUGCUGCGGUGGUCGACCAUCGCCUGAGGGUGCAUGGCAUCAAGAAUCUUCGAGUGGCCGAUGCCAGCAUUAUGCCGGAGAUCAUGUCCGGACAUCCCAAUGGGCCCGUCUUCAUGAUCGCCGAGAAGGCAGCCGAUAUGAUCAAGGAGGAUCAUGGUUUCAUUCAGUGAACAUCCGUCUGCCGGCAAAAUCCCCCAGUCCAAAGUUGAUUUCCACAAUCAGGUGUAAGCCCCAUUUACACUGGCCUGCCACCAUUUUGUUAUCCUGCCCCCACAUCAUAUCAUAUCGCAAAUCUCCGGCUGGUGUCAAAUGGGGCUUACGUUUUAGUUAAGGCUUUCGAAUAUCGUUUGUUAUUAUCUGUAAUUCUCUCUUGCCUGAACUGAUUCUAGUUUAAGUUUAGGAAUGUAAGCUAC
Molecule: messenger RNA, 2286 nt
Organism: Drosophila subpulchrella
Lineage: Eukaryota; Metazoa; Arthropoda; Insecta; Diptera; Drosophilidae
Product: glucose dehydrogenase [FAD, quinone]
Exons: 1
Coding region: 172-2043 (623 amino acids)
Molecular function (GO): flavin adenine dinucleotide binding; oxidoreductase activity, acting on CH-OH group of donors
Source: RefSeq, a predicted model, not a curated record